CCAGCCACUAUACCUCAGUUGAAACAUGCGUUUACGGCAAAGAUUGAUUGGGAUUUGGAUAACAACCACACCAUCGUAACACAAUCCGGAACCCGCAUCAGCAUCUGGGGUCGCGAAGGCUACUGGUACGACACCAAGGGCCGCCAAAUCGGCGAGAUCGUCCGCGCAACCGACGACGGCAUCCUCCCUCCCGGAACGCAGUAUCUGGAACUGCAAAUCUACUACGUCGUCCGCCUCGACGACGGCCACUGGGCCUACGUCAAGCAUACCGGUGGUGCUAUUCUCCGCAAGACGCAGAAUGGAAUUGUACGAGUGGAAACAGAGAGUCCGAAGUACAAAUGGCUCAAUCUUGUUGAUUUUGUGGCGCCCGGGUCGUUCAAUGGGACACAGAUCAGGACCGUGCAGCAUUAUUUCCCGAAUGUGAGGGUCCCAGUUCUAGAUAUGGUUGAACGACAUUACUGA
Westerdykella ornata is the source of this 462-nucleotide messenger RNA. RefSeq lists its product as uncharacterized. The transcript has 4 exons. The record is from RefSeq and is a predicted model, not a curated record. NCBI's taxonomy places the organism in Eukaryota, Fungi, Ascomycota, Dothideomycetes, Pleosporales, Sporormiaceae. The annotation marks the transcript as partial.